GAAAAUGUUAGCCUGUGUUGUUAAAUCUGGACGCAACGGAGAAUUUUGCGACUAGGAAAUAAGACUGCUACAUCUCUUAAAAAGAUUCAGAUGAUCAAUCCAAUUUUACAUCGUUUUCUUUACUUUUGUGUUCCAAAAUAAGUUUGUGUAUUGGGUACACCCAAGGAGAAAGUUAGCUCGAUUUUUCUCGGAGUGAUGUCGAAUCCUGGGACUCGAAGGAACGGGUCCAGCAUUAAAAUCAGACUGACAGUAUUAUGUGCCAAGAAUCUAGCAAAGAAAGACUUCUUCCGCUCAUGUGUUUCUGUCACAGGGUUACCUGACCCUUUUGCCAAAGUCGUGGUCGAUGGCUCAGGUCAGUGCCACUCCACAGACACAGUCAAGAGCACACUGGACCCCAAGUGGAACCAGCACUAUGACCUGUACAUCGGUAAGACGGACUCCAUCACCAUCAGCGUGUGGAACCACAAAAAGAUCCACAAGAAGCAGGGCGCCGGCUUCCUGGGCUGCGUACGCCUGCUCUCCAACGCCAUCAGCCGCCUCAAGGACACUGGCUACCAGCGGCUGGACCUGUGCAAGCUCAACCCCUCAGACAGUGAUGCAGUCCGCGGCCAAAUUGUUGUGAGCUUGCAGACCCGCGACCGUAUUGGCAGCGGGGGACCCGUGGUGGACUGCAGGGGGCUGUUAGAAAAUGAAGGGCCGGUGUUUGAGGACUCAGGCCCCGGGCGGCCCCUCAGCUGCUUCAUGGAGGAGCCGCUGCCCUACACGGACCCCACCGGAGCUGCCGGCGGGGGCAACUGCCGCGCUCUCGAGUCGCCCAAUCAGGAGCAGAGGCUCCAAGCACAACGCGUUCGUAACCAGGACUCCCGGGGCCACGCACACACGCCCCAGAACCGGCCACACGGACACCAGACGCCUGAACUGCCCGAGGGCUAUGAACAGCGUACCACGGUGCAGGGCCAGGUCUACUUCCUGCACACACAGACCGGCGUCAGCACGUGGCACGACCCCAGGAUACCACGGGACCUGAACAGUGUGAGUUGUGAGGACCUGGGGCCCCUGCCCCCAGGAUGGGAGGUCAGGAGCACGGUGUCAGGAAGGAUUUAUUUUGUGGACCACAAUAACCGAACAACACAGUUCACCGACCCCAGGUUACACCACAUCAUGAGUCAACAGUCUCAGGUGAAGGAGUCGACACAGGCUCUCCCGGUGCAGAUGGAGGUCCCGGUGGAGGAGGGGGGAGAGGGCGGCGAGGUGCCCAUGCGCUACGAGAGAGACCUGGUACAGAAGCUCAAGCUGCUACGCCACGAGCUCAGCCUGCAGCAGCCGCAGGCCGGACACUGCCGCAUCGAGGUGUCCCGGGAGGAGAUCUUCGAGGAGUCGUACCGGCAGAUCAUGAAGAUGCGACCUAAGGACCUGAAGAAGCGGCUGAUGGUGAAGUUUCGUGGAGAGGAGGGCCUCGACUACGGAGGGGUGGCCAGGGAAUGGCUGUAUCUGCUCUGCCAUGAGAUGCUAAAUCCAUACUACGGGCUCUUCCAGUACUCCUCAGACAACAUCUACACCCUGCAGAUCAAUCCAGACUCCUCCAUCAACCCUGACCACUUGUCGUACUUCCAUUUCGUGGGGCGGAUCAUGGGCCUGGCGGUGUUCCACGGCCACUACAUCAACGGCGGCUUCACGCUGCCCUUCUACAAGCAGCUGCUGGGGAAGCCCAUCACGCUGAGCGAUCUGGAGACCGUGGACCCCGAGCUGCACAAAAGCCUCGUCUGGAUCCUGGAGAAUGACAUCACCUCUGUGCUGGACCACACAUUCUGUGUAGAGCACAACGCCUUUGGCAAGUUCCUCCAGCACGAACUCAAGCCCAAUGGCAGGAACAUCCCUGUGACUGAGGAGAACAAGAAAGAAUACGUCAGGCUCUAUGUAAACUGGCGGUUCAUGAGGGGUAUCGAGGCCCAGUUCCUGGCGCUGCAGAAGGGCUUCAACGAGCUCAUCCUUCAGCAUCUCCUCAAGCCCUUCGACCACAAGGAGCUGGAGCUGAUCAUUGGCGGGCUGGGCAAGAUCGACCUGAGCGACUGGAAGGCCAACACGCGGCUGAAGCACUGCGUGGCGGACAGCAACAUAGUCAAGUGGUUCUGGCAGGCCGUGGAGUCCUUUGACGAGGAGCGCAGGGGGAGGCUGCUCCAGUUCGUCACCGGCUCCACGCGCGUGCCACUACAGGGCUUCAAAGCACUGCAAGGCUCUACAGGUUCUGCAGGACCAAGACUUUUCACUAUCCACCUGAUCGAUGCCAACACGGACAACCUGCCUAAAGCCCAUACAUGCUUCAACCGCAUCGACAUCCCGCCUUACGAGUCAUACGAGAAGCUCUAUGAGAAACUCCUGACUGCAGUAGAAGAGACCUGUGGCUUUGCUGUGGAGUGAACCCUGCAACCUAAUCCACCGCCCCUACCCUCCUACCCAAACUCAACUCAGCCCUACCUCCCUCACCCACGUAUCACCUUUCUGCACAGUGACGAGAGGCGUCUACCCUCUUUGACAGCAGCCAGCUCCCCUAAGCGUCCCACCUGCCCCCUUUCCCAACCCCCUGGGCCCCCCUUUUCGGUGGAUGAGACUGAUGGUGGACGGCCCCCCACCUCCCCACCGUGCUCUAACCCUGGGUGAAGAGCUGUUCCCCCGGCCAGAGUGACCCUGCAGCAGGGCCGCCACUAGCGAGAGGCUUGGUGCUCAACAAAGCUACCGAGGGACCCAGUUUUAGUAAUAUUUAUUCUGUUGUGUGAUUUUUGGGGAGGUUUUUCUCCCCCCCUUUCCCACACUUAACAUAACAGGUUACAUACCGAUGGAAAACAAAAGAACAAGAAAAUCCGAUCCAUGUUUUAAUGUUUUGUUUGUUGGAGAGAGAGUGACUGAUUGAGGGCAAGCAAGGAGAGAGAAAAAAAACAAACAAGAUAAAGCUUGUGAUGUCCUUGUCACUGAAGCAAUGGGUAUAGUUGUCAGAUUUUUGAUUGUAAGUCGAUCGCCGGAAAAAAAAAAAGAGUUGUGCUGCUUUUAGCUGCCAUAACCAGGCGCUUGCUGCACCCUUUUUUGGUCUACAUGAAGUAGAGGUUGUUUUUAAUCAGCAGUACCUUUUAACACCAUGGCCUUGGACCACAGAACAAAACCUACCUGUCGCAGUCUCACUCGCGUACUGAAGGAGGCCAAGGCCAGUUUUGGGGACUAAUUAUCUGCAACUUAAUCGCAUUCAACACAAAAUUGUAUGAUGUCUACAGGAAUAUAGGUUUUUUUUUUUUUAUUUUUUUUUUUUUUAAAGCUUCCUUCUUAUGGACCUGUCUUAACAGGAUGACUCAUUGGCAUUUCUGUGGUAUCCAUCCAUCCAUAAUACUUGUAUUUUUCUCCCCCUGAUUUUAAUCAUUUAGCCAUUUUUACUUGUAUGGCUUGUUACAGGAUGUUUUUCUUCUUCUUUCGGAGGUGAAAUGAUUGAUGACAUAAAAGCCCUAAUAAUGGGUCUCCCUUUCUUUUGCGACUGGCUGAUUUGACAGCUGCUGCACCAGUGAACAUUGCCUAUCAAGGUGAAGCAAAUCACUUGGAAAAAAGACAUGCCAGUCAUGUGAAAGGAGAAGAAGAAGACGGGAAGCUGGCAACGUCGCUCUACAGAGAGCCUGUCAUCUUUUUUGGCGGACCAAAAUGACUUCAGUAUUUCUUUUUACACAGUGUUCUUUUCUCUCAAAGUCUUUAAACGAAUACUUUCUUUGGUCCCAGUGUUCUAACCAUACUUAGUCACAAAAUCUUGUUGGUGCACUUUUUUUCUUUUUUUCUUUUUUAAAGAUCUCUGCUUUUUAUAAUGUCUGUUAACAUCAACCAACCUCUUGAAUGGCUCGAAUGGUCCUGAAAUUCCACAGUCAUAGGUUUUGUAGAAAUUGAAAACCUGCACCAUCUUUUCGAGUGGCAUUAAUAUCGGUUAAAAAAAACAACAUUUUAUUACUUGGACACUGAUUUUCUGGGGGGUGGGGGGACAACAAUUCUAUGAUGUUCAUGUUACUGCCAUGGUUGUCAAGCAUCUUGCUGUUGUGAAAUUUGGUUCACACACACAGAAAAAUCUGUUCAGUUUAUUCUAUUUUUUCUUUUUCUUUUUCUUUUUUUAACUAACGUGUACCUGUGAAGAUAUCAGUUCCACAGUGUGAUGAUGAACGAUGGUUUUCAUACCUGCAUCCUAAACCACUGUCCGACGUAACAUAAGCUUGCCUGUAGCACUUUCACCGGCACAUACAGUUUUUCUCCCUUUCAUAUUCCUUUCUGCAGACAGGACAUUUAUCUUUGUUUCUGCACAUGUUGUAAAGAAAGGUCGAAGAUUUCAUCAUCAUGUUUAGUGCUUGUCAUGCAUGGCACCAAAUCGUUCCAUUAAUUUGAGUGACGGAAAAAAGAAUGAGCCAACUUGAUAGUUUUUAAGUGUUCUGCAACGCAAAAAACGCAACCACUUUACCUUUUUCUCUUUUUCAACUAAUUAUUUAUUACUAUGUAAUGUCCUUUUAAGUAUUGCUGCUAUUAUCAAUAUUCCCAACCUUUCAGAAAAAGGCUGAUUACUUGUGAAAGCUGUACACUAAUCUACAUUUGUUUUUUUAAUGUAUGAAUCAAAAAGUAUUUAAGAAACUGCUGCUGAAUCCUAGUGAGGUCAGUAGGGUUAGAAGACCUCGAGCCCGAGACCCUAGCUUGGAGCAGUGAUGUAGAGUGGACCCCGGAGGUCAUUUACAUGUAUGAUAAAAUGCAAUAAAAGCAACACCGACACCGUUAUAUUACUGGUUCUUUUUUAACCUGUUUUGUUUUUGUUUUAACUCUGAGAUUGAUCAGUUAUUUGCAGGCCAAGAUGUAUGACUUGUAUGAAUUUGGAAUAUUGGUCUGGUAUUGUCUUUAAUUGUCUUUUUCUUUUUAAAAAAAGAUUUUUAUCCCAUAAAUAAAUUUUUAGGACUUCUAGAUGUCCAGUCUUUGAACUUUUAAAUACCAGGCUUAUUGAAAAUGUUGGAAUGAAGAACGGUGUUGAGGCGAGCAUAAGUGAGUCUUGAGUGAACGCAGAGGUUGGCUUGCUGAUCAAAACUCCCAUCUCUUCCAAGAAAGCCUUCACCCAGUCACGUGACCCAUACUCAUUACAGUCUGUACAACUAUUAGGUUCUUUGUUUAUUGAAUGCAAGAAACAUGUAACUUACUAUGUACUAAACAUUUCUGAAUAAAAGAUUAAAUGUAAAUAAGAUUAUAUUAAAGAAACUAAAUUGAAAAUAUUUACAAA
Messenger RNA from Engraulis encrasicolus (European anchovy), 5272 nucleotides. RefSeq names its product SMAD specific E3 ubiquitin protein ligase 1 (gene smurf1). Gene Ontology annotation, molecular function: ubiquitin protein ligase activity; protein binding. The record is from RefSeq and is a predicted model, not a curated record. Gene Ontology annotation, biological process: proteasome-mediated ubiquitin-dependent protein catabolic process; protein polyubiquitination; negative regulation of BMP signaling pathway. The transcript has 18 exons. The coding region runs from base 196 to 2418 and encodes 740 amino acids. Gene Ontology annotation, cellular component: cytoplasm. Lineage: Eukaryota; Metazoa; Chordata; Actinopteri; Clupeiformes; Engraulidae.